AUGGCGGGCGCUCCAGUGCGAAGAGCUCCUUAUAAGGACACUUUGCAGCCUGCUUUGCAUAGGCGCUUUUCUUCGACAGCUAUUCUUUUGUUGGCUGUGUCGUAUCUGGAAGCUCUCCUCCUGGCCAACUGGGGCUCAUAUUUCUGGUCCUGGUUCCCAAUUGGACCUGCCGGUUUCCGAACACUCCUCAUAUUCUCAUGCGGCCUCUCCAUCCUCAUCCUGCGAAUCGCACAUUACCAUGUCGGCCUGAAAACGACGGAAUCGGGGCUGCAAACUCUCAACUCGUCACUACUUAGCCUGUCCACAUACGAAACUGGCUUCUGGUACAGCGUCUCGAGCUUCUUGUUCUGCCCCAUCUUCCUCUUUUCCAUGUCGGAAUCCUCGAACUUGCAGUGGAUAAUCUAUUUUGGCGGCAGCCGAGCACGAUUGAACGAGCGACCGUUGUUUCUUGCUUGCUAUCUGGGAGUCUGUGCCCUGUUGCAAACUGUCGCUCACUACAAAAUCGACGUUGACAGAUUGGAUUUCGGCAUUUCCAAGCGGCAGACUAAAACCCAGCACAAGGCGCUCAGCGUUUUGCCACGCUCCUUUCAGAUUGUCCUCCUUCAGCUUCCUGGGACCCUGGCAGGCUGUGCACAACAAGCCAUCUCAGCUUUGCUGCUGUGUCUGAUUCUAUACUACUUCAUCCUGCGGGGCUUCGCAUGGGGUUGGGCUUUGACGUUCCUUCGACCUUUUUACAGUCUACCCAAGACCAGCAUAGUCCCAUCGACAUGGCCGACUGAUAUAUAUCUACUGUUCCGGUGCGCUUAUGCCGGCACAUUGAUGAACUUUAUAUGGGCUACCGGAAACACAGCCUUCUCCGUCUUCAUGGUCAGAGAGCCCUUGAAGAACGGCAACCCUUUAACGUCGGAGUCGAAGGAUCCAAAUGGCUCUCUGCUGAAUGGACUAAAGAGCAAGAAGCUCUCCAUCAAGUCUUUCGCAAUGUGGGAGCUUGCCAUCAUCGCUCAAGAUUUCGAGGCUAGACGACUGGCGAUCUUUUGUGAUAUUGACCGCAAAGACGGCCCGAUGUGGUCGCAAGUCUAUGCUAUCUGCAUGGAACUCCUAAAACAAAUGGAGACCCGUAUUGAUGAGUACGGAAAGCCGCCGCCCUCCGCCGUCCCGCAACCAAAUCCUCCUGCCGAGGUAAAGCAACGUACGUCAGCUCCGCUUCGGCAAGAUGCCAUUUUCACGAAGAAAGGCGAGACAUCUGGGCUGCUCGGCGGCGUGGAGAAGGCCUGGGAUCAGAUCGCUCGAGCUCCUGGUUCAUCGCCUGUAUCGGAGCUCAGUCCGUUGGCGAAAAAGACAUGGAAGGAUGCCAAGGACAGAGUGCUCACCAAGGAGCAGCAGGAGGCAUUAUCUCCUGAGCAUCUACGGAGUGAGUUUGGCAACUGGACGACGAAUCUCAUGAAAAUCGAGUACAUUGGAGGUUUGUUCCGACACGAUUUUCGUACUCGAGUUGCCGGCGUUGUCAUGGGGACUCCCUACGCUGAGCCUACUCUCUACACCAAUGCUGUACAAGCUCUUUGCCUUCUGGCGGUUCACAGUCUUGCCGAGGAUCAGUUUGGAAACGUUCAUAGGGAUGUUCCCAGCAUCAUACGAACUCUAACUGCGGUGAUCCGAAAGGUUGAGAACCUCAAGCAACAGUUUCCUUUGCACUGGACAGACCCAAGUGGCAAUAGAGAGUCACCAGAAGUGGACCAGAUCCUUGAUACAUUAAGGACUGGCUUGGAGCAGGUCGUUUCAAAAUUUGAGCCCUACAGCAGUGACUUAAGGCUCUCUCUUGGGGAUCUUCGCUUGGCAAAGGAAUCCUUCGCGCGGCCUGAGAAGGAGGUUCCUGCCCCGAAAGAAAAGGAGCCCGUUGUACAAUCAAAACCCAUAGAGGGAAAGAAGGCAGAGUCGUCAAGAGCGCACCGGCGGGAGUAUAAAAGGGUGGAAAUGGAACAAGUACGGUAA
Molecule: messenger RNA, 1989 nt
Organism: Pochonia chlamydosporia 170
Lineage: Eukaryota; Fungi; Ascomycota; Sordariomycetes; Hypocreales; Clavicipitaceae
Product: nuclear envelope protein
Exons: 3
Coding region: 1-1989 (662 amino acids)
Biological process (GO): spindle pole body localization; nuclear pore organization
Cellular component (GO): nuclear pore transmembrane ring; spindle pole body
Molecular function (GO): spindle pole body-nuclear membrane anchor activity
Source: RefSeq, a predicted model, not a curated record